This is a messenger RNA of Sinocyclocheilus anshuiensis, 1328 nucleotides long. Its product is annotated as MOB kinase activator 1A-like. NCBI's taxonomy places the organism in Eukaryota, Metazoa, Chordata, Actinopteri, Cypriniformes, Cyprinidae. Bases 71 to 721 code for a protein of 216 amino acids. The record is from RefSeq and is a predicted model, not a curated record. The transcript has 6 exons.
ACUAACUUUAUAGUAGUAGUCAUUCGUAUUGCCUUCUAAAAGUUGUUUCCGAAGAAGAAAAGAACCGGAUAUGAGUUUCUUAUUUGGAAGCCGUUCAUCAAAGACAUUCAAGCCCAAGAAGAAUAUCCCAGAAGGCUCUCAUCAGUAUGAGCUGCUGAAGCAUGCAGAGGCCACCUUAGGAAGCGGAAACCUUCGAGCUGCUGUGAUGCUACCUGAGGGAGAGGACCUUAACGAAUGGAUUGCUGUCAAUACUGUGGACUUUUUCAACCAGAUCAACAUGCUCUACGGCACAAUCACUGAAUUCUGCACAGAAACCAGCUGCUCUGUUAUGUCUGCAGGGCCCAGGUAUGAAUAUCACUGGGCGGAUGGCACCAACAUCAAAAAACCCAUCAAGUGUUCUGCUCCCAAGUACAUUGACUACUUGAUGACCUGGGUUCAGGAUCAGCUGGACGAUGAAACUCUCUUCCCGUCUAAGAUCGGCGUUCCUUUCCCAAAGAACUUCACGUCAGUGGCGAAGACUAUCCUGAAGCGUCUCUUCAGGGUUUAUGCUCAUAUUUACCACCAACAUUUUGACUCGGUCAUGCAGCUUCAGGAGGAGGCUCAUCUGAACACCUCCUUCAAGCAUUUUAUCUUCUUUGUACAGGAGUUCAAUCUCAUCGAUCGCAGAGAGCUGGCGCCCCUGCAGGACCUUAUCGAGAAACUAGGCAGCAAGGAUAGAUAGACACUGAUAUGAAUACCAUAUCGGUCAGCCUUAAUGCAUUUUAUAGAAAGCCUUGAUUUCUUCCUGUCCACUUUUUGGAUUGCUGAUUGUCUUUGCAACGUCUCAGCUGUGCUUCCUUAAGCUCGUAGAAGGAGUCACCCUGAAAACUCGUGUUUGUUCUGUUGUCAGUAUUACACUGUAGCCUUUAUAAGCAUGUCUUUGUGACGGAUUGGGAUAUAAAACAAACAUCAGAGUUGAGCUUUUAUGGAAGUUAAAGUAAAACCAGCAUUUUUAGUCAGUGCUUUUAAAAUGUUUGAGUAAGAUGUGUUUGGGGAAGGGAUCGAUAUUACUUUUUUAUUUUGAUUAUUAUUGUUUUGUACAAGUUUGAAGGCAAAUGUCAUUUUUGAUUUUUUUUUCCAUUUCUAUGUGAAUGCAUAUUCAACCGUGAAGAUUAUUGUUACAAGACGUUUUUCAGUUGUAGGUCAAUCCCAAGAGAUUUAUAUUCAGACUUUUAAGCAGUAUUUCAUGAGUAAUAAUCGAAGCAUCUGGUUCAUCUUAUUUUUUCCUUUUUUAUUUCUAGUCACAAUAAUGACUUUCUACCAUGUACACAAUCAUUUUCGUAAGCAUU